Molecule: messenger RNA, 1342 nt
Organism: Drosophila melanogaster (fruit fly)
Lineage: Eukaryota; Metazoa; Arthropoda; Insecta; Diptera; Drosophilidae
Gene: Mst33A
Product: Mst33A
Exons: 2
Coding region: 172-1251 (359 amino acids)
Source: RefSeq, marked reviewed
GAACACAGCACACACUUUCUAGGCUCACGUAAAUAAGUAUUUCGAAAUUUUUUACUUUUUAAACACAGCUGUUGCAAGGAAAAUAUAACACUUGGAUAGCAUAUUUAACAUAGGACCUAGUAAACUAAAUGCAUAGAUAAUCAAGAGCAACCUCCUUCAGGCAACCUCAAAAUGGCGCCCGUUUCAAAACGCCGUUUACCGAAAAAAUCGAAUACAAAUGUAAAAGUAACGAGCACACUUUCGAAAAUUAUAAUGCAAGGAACUGAACAGUUGUUGGACUCGGGAAAUAAUACAAAUAUUCAUGUUAUUGAAAAACCCCGAAUGGUGCGGUAUUCAAAUUCAUCGCUUUACAGUGCGUUAGCCGAGGGCCAUUCCACACCGGAAAUAAAUAUUGUGGCAAGUAAUAGCAACGCACAUGGCAAGGUAGAGCUUAAUUCUGAAAUCAGCGAUAUGUCUAUUGCAUCAGUGUCGGUGAGAAAUAAACCGUUUGUGAACUUUCUCCAGGAUUUCUCCAUAGCUCAUGGUUCCGUACCCCGAGAAAGUAUUCAGCAGGCCAUCGUCGAGUGGGAUAAACUGACAGCUGAGCAAAAACAAGAAUAUACUCCUGAAAACUACGUUCUAAAAUUAUGUGAUCAAGUGCAUAAUCGUGACGAAAUUUUAAAUGCAGCUACACUGCAUCCGGUAUAUCCAAUUACAACCAAAAUACAGAAUGCAUUUAAUGAAGCCAGUACGUCCAUGAAAUCUGAAAAGUAUGCGAAGAAGAUCUCGUCCCCAAAAAUACGUAAGACAAUUAAGCGUUUAAAACCAAAACCACGAGUUCUGGUGACUCCCAGAAAAUCAGCCAAAAAUGCUGGCAAAAAGAAUAUAAUUUAUAGUGGUUCGGCUUACAAAAACUUUCUGCGAAAAACCGGUCAAGCCAAUCCCGGUCUGAUGAUUGUGGAAAAGGCCUCAUUAUGGCGUAAAAUGACUCCUGCCGAAAGGGAUCUCUAUCGGAAUGUGAGCAGACCAAGGCGCCAGAACACCAAAGUAUCCAGAGUUGACGCUCCCAAGCGCGAAAAGAAGCGUAAAACCUCACAGUUCACCCAGAUUUCAGAAAGUGAUUUUUCGGAAACUAAUUUCAAUAUUCAGCGAGAUGGCCAGCUAGAAGUUUGGAAUGGAAGUACAAAUUCCCUAGAGGAGGCAAACGGCUCCUGGUUCAAAUUUGGAUACAUUGCUAAAGCACUUGGAACAGUCAAGAGUAUAUUUAAAUAACUAUUUCUUUUACAAAUAUUGUACAAAACAUUUGCAUAACUAUAAAAAGCAUUGUAAGCACGCAAUUAAACACCAAGGUCAAAGGCGAAGG